GACUCAGUUGACUCUCUUCCUGGCAGUGUUUCUUUUAAGCUCCAACACAUGAAGCAGAUAUUAACUUUGGCAGACGUUUCCUAAUUAUGAUCAGGAGAUCACCGUGAGUUCUAUUGGUUUAAACAGAUCCAAGUGAUGGGAUUCACUGAGCAUGUUUCCCCAUGGGUUUCUAUCACCUGGAUAGUUUCAGCAGUCUUCAUAUCUGUCAGUCGGGCAAUGGAGCUGCACACUGUUCCCCAGGUGAUAGCACAAUGUGGAGAAAACGUGACACUGACCUGUGAGGCAAGACAAUCAAGAUCCAUGGACAUUAAAGUAUUUUCAUGGGUGUUUAAAAACAGGAUAAUGUGUGAAUAUGAAAAUGGUCUUCCUCAACAUAAGGGUCAAUGUGAAAACAGUCCCCAAAACACACUCAAGCUGACUCUCACCAACGUGAUGCCAGUCGACAUGGGAAAGUACCUCUGCAAGAUACGCUCCACUGUUGGAGGAAAGAGUUCCCCUACACAUGUGAUAGUACAAGAAUGCACCGCAAGUCGAAACUACUCCAUCAAUAGUACUCAGGCUACGUGUUGGUUCAGUUGCCAUUUCCCCCUCUGCAACGUCCACUGGUCCCAAGGAGACUUAAACUUAACAGACUCUGCCAGAACAGAGAUCCAGAUGGACCAGUAUGAAAGGCAAUUUGUCGUGAGCACAAUCGAUUUGGAGCCAAAACAUCUCACUCAGUCUUAUCAAUGCCGUCUGUGGCCACCUUCUGACAUCAACCGUCUCUCCUUUCAAACACUGACGCUGACUUCAACAGGACACAUGUUCACACUGCAGUGGAUCUGUGCAAUGGUGGAGAUCCUUCUGUUGACAUUUCUAACUUAGAAACCAAUGUACAGCUAGAAUACGUGCUUUCAUUGGUUGUUGUUUUUUUAUAUGGAAAAGUAGUCAAAUAAAGCACUUAAAUGCACAGUACGGAAAUUCUACCAUCAGGGGGCUCUCUAUCAAAAUGAUAACAACAGAUUACGUCCAGGCUGGCAGGGAAUCAUGCGAGUGAUUUUCUCUGCUACUCCAACCCAACGCCCGAUGAAAACGAACUCUGCAUUGACCGCAGUCAAGACGAAUGGGCAGGAGAGACCCGAGGAAGAGAAUAUGUUUACCGAUGAGCAAAAUGUUUCACAGCAGCACUUACAGAAACAGCAUGGCAGCUUUCAGUAGUAGUUCCUGCCUCCUUAUAUCUGGUGUAUAUACAGUAUAUAUAUAUAACAAAAGGUUUCAGCUUUUUUUUAAAUUAAUUUAGAUAUUUUAGAGUGAAAUUCUAAUAACAUUCUACAUAUUGUACUUUUAAUACUUAAUCAAAACACAGGCUGAACUUGGGCUGUAAAGCUGCCAUCAUGUGGGUAAGCUUUCUUUUUAACAUGCCUUGUUACUUGUCGUGUAUUUGAAGCCUAGUCGCAGCUUGUUUUCUCUGCAGAGUCAAAAGUCUGUUCAUUUUUGUCCUUCAAAGCCCCCUAAAUAUUUUUUGAGAGCAUGCUUUGGCUUCCACUUCCACUUGAUGGCAGCAUUGCAUUUGCAGUAUCAUACACAUGCCCGUUAAUAUUCUCAACAUGACUGUUCAUUUUGUGUGGAGAGAACACUUUGCCUGCAUAGAUACUGUUCAGCUCUCCUUACAAAUACAUUUAAAUAUCAACUA
Labrus bergylta (ballan wrasse) is the source of this 1672-nucleotide messenger RNA. The record is from RefSeq and is a predicted model, not a curated record. Lineage: Eukaryota; Metazoa; Chordata; Actinopteri; Labriformes; Labridae.